Felis catus (domestic cat) is the source of this 8802-nucleotide messenger RNA. RefSeq names its product gamma-aminobutyric acid type A receptor subunit alpha2 (gene GABRA2). Gene Ontology annotation, cellular component: GABA-A receptor complex; dendrite membrane; neuron projection. Bases 288 to 1823 code for a protein of 511 amino acids. Lineage: Eukaryota; Metazoa; Chordata; Mammalia; Carnivora; Felidae. The transcript has 11 exons. Gene Ontology annotation, molecular function: transmitter-gated monoatomic ion channel activity involved in regulation of postsynaptic membrane potential; benzodiazepine receptor activity; inhibitory extracellular ligand-gated monoatomic ion channel activity. The record is from RefSeq and is a predicted model, not a curated record. Gene Ontology annotation, biological process: gamma-aminobutyric acid signaling pathway; regulation of postsynaptic membrane potential; nervous system process.
GCUCCUGCCAACGCUUCCCCUCCUCCUCUUCCUCCUCCUCCGCCCAUCACCGCCACUACGGACGCCUUCGCCUCCAUCUACUCCCCGCGCCGCGGCCGUCGCUCUCCGCGCUCGCUCCGGCUUCCACCAGCCCAUCGCUGCCCGCUCGCUCGGCUGCUGCAGUCGCUCUCUCUUCUCUCUCUCUCUCUCACUCGCGCUCUCUGUCGCUCUCCCUCAAGUUUCCCGUCUCCUCAGAUCAGGGCAAAGGGAGGAAAACACCCGAUUCUGCCUGCUGUCUCAGAGCGACAAUGAAGACGAAAUUAAACACCUACAACAUGCAUUUGCUUCUUCUUGUUUUCUUGCUGUGGGACCCAGCCAGGUUGGUGCUGGCUAACAUCCAAGAAGAUGAAGCUAAAAAUAACAUUACCAUCUUUACAAGAAUUCUAGACAGACUUCUGGAUGGUUACGAUAAUCGGCUUAGACCAGGACUGGGAGACAGUAUUACUGAAGUCUUCACUAACAUCUACGUGACCAGUUUUGGCCCUGUCUCAGAUACAGAUAUGGAAUAUACAAUUGAUGUUUUCUUUCGACAAAAAUGGAAAGAUGAACGGUUAAAAUUUAAAGGCCCAAUGAACAUUCUUCGACUCAACAAUUUAAUGGCUAGCAAAAUCUGGACUCCUGAUACCUUCUUUCAUAAUGGGAAAAAAUCGGUAGCUCAUAAUAUGACAAUGCCUAAUAAGCUUCUUCGAAUCCAGGAUGAUGGGACUCUGCUGUACACAAUGAGGCUUACAGUUCAAGCUGAAUGUCCAAUGCACUUGGAGGAUUUUCCUAUGGAUGCUCAUUCGUGUCCUCUGAAAUUUGGCAGCUAUGCAUAUACCACUUCAGAGGUCACUUAUAUUUGGACUUACAAUGCAUCUGAUUCAGUGCAAGUUGCUCCUGAUGGUUCCAGGUUAAAUCAAUAUGAUCUGCUGGGCCAAUCAAUUGGGAAGGAGACAAUUAAAUCCAGUACAGGUGAAUAUACCGUAAUGACAGCUCAUUUCCACUUGAAAAGAAAAAUUGGGUAUUUUGUGAUUCAGACUUAUCUGCCUUGCAUCAUGACUGUCAUUCUCUCCCAAGUGUCAUUCUGGCUUAACAGAGAAUCUGUUCCUGCAAGAACUGUGUUCGGAGUCACAACUGUUCUAACAAUGACAACUCUAAGCAUCAGUGCUCGGAACUCCCUCCCCAAAGUGGCUUAUGCAACCGCCAUGGACUGGUUUAUUGCUGUUUGUUAUGCAUUUGUGUUCUCUGCCCUAAUUGAAUUUGCAACUGUUAACUACUUCACCAAAAGAGGAUGGGCUUGGGAUGGGAAGAGUGUAGUCAAUGACAAGUCCCCUUCAAUAAAAGCUGAAGGCAUUACAUUAACAUACAACUCAGUGAAGGCAAUUCUUCAAGGAGCUAAGCUAAUAUGGUCCAAGUAUAUAGCUUUCUCAUGGCCCAAUUUAAUCCAAGGAAAGACUUUAGAGUACUUAGAGAAGUGGAUGGACUGUAUAACCUUCAAACAAUCUUCUAAAAAAGAAAAAGCCUCUGUCAUGAUACAGAACAAUGCUUACGCCGUGGCUGUUGCCAAUUACGCCCCGAAUCUUUCAAAAGACCCAGUUCUCUCCACCAUCUCCAAGAGUGCAACCACACCAGAACCCAACAAGAAGCCGGAAAACAAGCCAGCCGAAGCCAAGAAAACCUUCAACAGUGUUAGCAAAAUUGACAGAAUGUCUAGAAUAGUUUUCCCAGUUUUGUUUGGUACAUUUAAUUUAGUUUACUGGGCUACGUAUUUAAACAGAGAACCUGUAUUAGGGGUCAGUCCUUGAAUCUAGACACAGGUGAUCUUUGGGAUGUAUAGGAACAUACAACUUUGUUUGUUUUGCUAUGUACAGUCUGACUAAUAACUGCUAAUCUGUGAACCAACAUGUACAGUAUGUAUAUAGCUAUAUAGCUUACCAGUAGACCUCUAAUGGAGACACGCAUUUGCUAACUUGCGGAACCGCAGGCAGAAAGCACCCCGUGCCCAAAGAGCCAUUGCCUUUUUUAAAGAUUUACCCUAGGAACUCGUUCAAAGUGGAUUUCACGUGACCUGAUUCAUUUCCUACUGUUCUAAUUGUGAUGAAAAUGGGGAUCCUAUACCACACUUUAUGAACUCUUUUGAUUUAAGUCUUAAAUAGAACUAUUUUGUACUGUUGCCUAACGAUAACGUAAGAUAACGUUUUCAUUCCAAGGGGAAUUCUUCUAAAUCACAGAACUCGUUGUAUCUGCCACAUCAGUGCCCUUCAUGAGUGCUCAGAAUCCCUGCUAGUGUAAUUGGAAGCUUAGCACACAUCAGAAGAAAAACUAGAGAUCUGAAAUCAGCUUUUAAUUACUCUGUAUAGCAUCUAUAGCACAUAUUACAGCAUGACAAGCUCAAAUAGUUAAGAGUCACUCCUGACAGAAUGUUAAUUAUGCCUAGAAUUUAAUAACUAUCAGAAUGUCAUGGCCAUUACAUUUUGGCAUCAGAGUUUAUUUGAAAGUAAAAUUCAAAUCCUACAGAGUAUUAUAAUCAUUGGAAACUACCUUAAAUUAAAACAAUAAAAAUAAAAAAAAAAGACAAAUGUGUCUUACUCUUUCCAGGUAUGUGUUGUAUUGAAAUUGAUCAGCUAAAUUUUCUUGGUGCUGGAGACUGGAAAAAGCAUCCAGUUUGGCUGCUGUGGAACAACAUUCACAUUGGAUUAGAAAAUUGUGCCAAAAACUCCCACUGAUGAGAAUUCAUAGGUGUCACAGUAUCUAGAUGAGCACUUAUACGAUUCUCUUCUUUCCUGUUUACUGCAAAUUCUGCCUUAAGGCUUCUUUUCAUCAGGACUCAGAAGCCACUAAUUACAAAGGAAAGGGCAGUGAAUUGGCACAUUUUUCUGUCUUGAAGCAGUGCUUUCAGAUAAGAAUUAUGUAAAUCUGCUUUUGUAAAUUGCAACUUUAAAUUUCAUUGACUCAAAUUUACAACAGCUUUGUAUACCAGAAGAGGUUUUGGUAAGAGUUGAACAUUUUUAAACAGAAACUUUAAAGCAUCACCAAAAGAUUGUGGAUUAGUUCACAUGCACAAAUAUAAACAUGCACACACGUAUACACACACACACACACACACACACUAACUAAAUUAGAGUGCACACACAUAGCUAAAUUAGAAACCACAAUUUUCAAUUUUAUAUAAUUACUGAAUAUUAAUGGGUAAAAUUCAUUUUUCUUUUAAUAUUUAAAAUAUACUCUCUAUGCCCCUGAAAUAUGUUAAUAGAAGUUAACAAUUGUGUCUCAUGCCUAGAUUUAAGAUUUUUGGCAAACCCAAAAUCCUUUUGACUCACAUCUACAUUAGCAGUUAUUAGUUGACUUUUACUAAUAGAUACACCUUUAUGAUGGUGUUUUUGUAGAAACAUAAGUAGUCAAAUAGUGGCAUUUCUUGCAGUUUUGUACAGUAUUUCAGUAUAGUGCAUAAAUAAGUAUGUUCAUAAAAUCAAUAAAAGAAGUAUCUUAUGGAAAUAAGCAAAAUCACAACAAAAAUUGCUAUUCCUUUGCCUCGUUUAAAUUUAUUUUUUUCAUUUUCUUUGUUUUAGUGUGAUUCUAUUAUGUGCUUUGCAUGACUGUAUUAAUACCAAGGUCACAAAUGCAUCUUAUUAACAGAAUUUGCCAUGAAGACAGGCUUGACGUUAAAAGUUCCCUCACAAAAGGUAAUCCAUAAUCCUUAAUAAAAUAAAAUUGUUAACAUGAGCUAAUAAAUGUAUUUCUUUAAUUCCCUCCCAAUUACAGCUUAUUUGUCAUCUAAAUAGUUUUAACACAUACACUUUAUUUAUAUGUUGAAAUGGAAGAUACCCCAUUUUCCUACACACUUAAAUAUAACAUAGAUCUGUAGAGUUUAGGGAAGUGUGUAAGAGUCUGAGAACAUGCACCUUGCUUGAAGGCAAGCAAUAAAAAUGCUUUGUACGGUAUACAUUACUUUACACUUUAAAAACAUUGUGCUUGUAAGUUCUACAUUUCCCCCUUAAUAUCUGACUCUAAAUUAUAAAUUUAUAAAUAUGUACAUAUGUAAAAAUAGUUGUAAAUAGCAGUUUCUGUAAGACAACAGAAGAGACUCCUCUUUCCCUUUGACAAAGGGCUGCGCCUACAUCGAUGACACCAGUUUCAUUAAAAUUUAAGGUAGAGUGGCCAGAAAAGUUAUUCUUGUUAUUCUUAUUUUUAGUUUGAAUUGCCAAAAUCUUAUUUGAACCUAAUAACAUCCUGACAGUUCAGAUUUUCUGAUGAUGUGGAUUGGGAUUUUUGAUUAUUUCUCUCAUGUAUUUUUUUACACAUUUCUCCAACUUUUAAAAUUUAUACAUCAAAGGGAACUUUUGGUGUUUCUGGAGAGAGGGAGGAUGCUGCAUGGAAAAUUAUUUUAAAUCAUAGAACCGUAGUGUUUAAAAUUAUUCUGCUUAAACCAUUGUAAAGAUGCAAAAGAAAAGUGACACAAAUUUAUUAAAAUAAGACCAAAUUUUCAAGAAUUACAUUUUUAAUACACUAUCAGAGGUCUCUUUGGCCCCCAUUAUGCCUAUUUUAUGCAGUUGCACAUUGACAUAAAGAGUUAUGGUAUGUACAAAAUGUAGAUAAGUACAUGUACAUAUAUUACAGAUAAAGUCUCAUUUUUGUAUAGCUGCUGCUCUGAUUCAGCUAAUAUUUAUUCAACGAAUAUUUUUUUUUACCUCGUACUGUGUGUCACAUCAUGAUGGUGUUAAUAACACUCAUAUUGCACCCUCAGAAUUUAGAUGAAAAUUAAAGUGCAUCUCCUUCUUCUAAAGACUGAAAAUCAAAGAUGAAAUGGAACACGUGAAUUAAUUUAGCACUGAGAGUUGUUUUAAUAAGUUAUAAGAUCAUGAGUGUGCUAAGAUAGUGUCUGUUUUGUUUUUUCCUCCUAUUCGUGUUCCUAUGUUUUAAAUACAAAAACGGAACAAAUAUAACCGGUUAGUAAUUAUUUUAAACUUCCGUGAUUUUUAAAAUGCCAGUGUUACUGCUUAGCAAUCUUCAGGGAUCUCUCUCUUUCGAAUUUAUCUCAGGUUUGAAUAAGUGAUCCCCUUGAGCGAGAUUUCCAAUUUUUUUCUUAAAUAUUUCAUAGUUUAUCUUAUAAAGGACAUAGAUGCUAUUAUUUCACUCAUAUAUUUCUUUGGUGUGUGUGUGUGUACAUAUAUAUAUAUAUAGGUAUAUAUAUGUACACACAUAUGUGUAUGUAUAUAUACACACAUAUAUGUAUAUAUAUGUAUACAUACGUACGUAUGUGUGUGUGUGUGUAUCUCAUGUGUUUAUGAUGUGGUUCUUUUUAUAGUCCUGGCUGAGGCUAAGGGAACUGAACUCUGCCAUGAUAUCGUAGAUUGUAGAGGGACACCAAAGCUCUAUGGCAUCUGUUUCUACUGUAUUUGUCUCUACUAUAUUUGGCAUAGCCUAUCAUUUCAGUGGGAGGACAAGGGAAAUAAAUCAAGUCACCUUCUGCAAAAUCAUGUUUCUUCAGCAUCAAGAUUUUUUUCAAAUGCUUCCUUCUUGAUGCCUUAGACAAUACCUAUGAAGCACUGAAAUGUUUAUUAUUUAAUUUGCGAUCCAAGACCAUAUCAAUAGGUUGAUUAGUAUUAAUAACUUUACCAAACACCAAAUAUUAAUAACUUUACCAAACAUCAAACUGUAUAGGUUGAUCCUGUUCUUCGUCUUGUAACAGUCUUACAACCAUCUGCAUAUUUUUGAAACAACUUCCAGGAUUUUUUUUUUUCAUAUAAAAAGGUUUGGAGUUUUAAGGGAAUCAAGCUAACUCAUUGUUACCCUGUAGUGCAUUUUUCCGUGUAAUUGAGGUCUCAUGGGAACCGUGGGUUUCCCUCUUAUUAAUCCAGAGUAUACAGAAGCAUAACAUUUAAACUGGGAAGGGCUGUGGUUAUUUUUAAUAAUCAUGCUUGGAAGCCAGAGACACUUUAUAAAAAUCACUCAUAACAGUGUGGACAAGACAAAUUAUAAUCUUUUUCUUUAUUGAAUUCAUGCUUAAAAGAUGAAAUUCAGUAUUUAAUGAAAAUUUUAAUAUCCAUCUUUCAUAAUCAACAUUUGUAUAAAAGAUAAUAAUGUUUUCCAUUAGUGUAAGCACUCAUAUUUUCAUCAAGUUCAGAACAAAUUCAGGACCUCAAAAAUAGUGAAAGAAAUAUCAAAGAGAAAAACUUCCUGGAAAAAAUGAGUCUGUUACUAAUUAAACCCAGUGAAGCAUUUUCCCUUUUAACACCCAAGAAAAGGGAGAAAUUAAAUAUGCAUAAAUAUAUACAGAAACAUUUAACAGUUAUGAUUCUAUCAUGGUAAGCACCAUGAUUAAAAUGCUAAAGUAGAUGGAGUUCUUGUGAAGGCAUGUGGGAAUGGUAAUCAAAAAAUUAUUCAAAAUCUAUCUGUUUCUUAUCAGAAUUUUGUAUCCUCAUGUUUUUCUUGAAAAUUCUUAAUCAUCCAACAUAUUUGGACCACCGUUUUCAACUUUAUUUAGUUGAAGUAUUCUGUAUUUGUCUGUAUAUGUAAAGAACAUCUUCUUAUAUACAUACUAAUAUACCCCACUUCAAAUCACUGUCUCUAUGUUGCAGUUUAUACAUAACAUCACUUAAUAUGUUGCCUGAUGGGAAGAACCACUGAUAGAUGUUUCAGUUUAUAGUAGUCUUCCCCAAGAACCCUUAAUAAGUUCUUAGCUUUGAUUAGAAAAGUGUGUGUAUGUGAGUGUGUGUAUGUGUGUGUGUGUGUGUAUUUGCAGGUAUGAAAGAACAUUUUGAGGAAUUCAAACAAAUUUAUACAAUUUAUUUUAUUAAUGGGCCCAAUCCCAAAUGUAGCUCUUAUUACUAGCAAUUAACUUAGUCAAUAGAAUAGUUUUUUCAGUAGAUCCAUAACAAACAUACUAAUUGGAAUUUAGUCUUGAGCCAUACAUAUGGUUACAUAUAUCCUUCCUAUAAAAGUUGUUAACAUUUUUCUGAUGUACUUCUAGUUGGCCCAGAUGAUUUCACAAUUCUGCUUGUAAGGCAGGAAAGAAAAUCUUUGAAUUCCAAGUUUCUCAAUGGAGGUUUGUAAAAGCUUUCAUUAAAUUGUAUAUCUGGUUGAUCGUAUGCAGUCCUCUCUGUAUGCAUUACUGGUUAGUUUCAUACCUUUUUGAAUUGAAAUGGUUCUGAGUUCAUUCUAAGCCCUUCACAUAGAUUACCUCAUUCAGUCCUCGCAACAACCGUAAAUCACUGUGUGAUUCUUGAAGUUCUGGACACCAACAUGCCAACCCAACACAUAUUUUAGACGAAGUAAAAAAAAAAAGCUGUAUUUUUCUUUGCUUUAAUUCAAAUUUAUAUUCAUACAUUUUGGGGAGCACCAAUCCAAUAAAAAGACCACUAUCUGGUUUUCUGUAUGACAAAACCAAGCAAACAGCAAACACUAAACUGUACAGCAACCAAGAAUCCAUUUUUGUGAAACUAGUUAUUCAUUAAUAUCAGUCACAAUUUAGUUUCUAGGAAUAUGUUGCAUUUUUAUUUUUUGAUCCAUAGGUAAUGAUAAUAUAUAAAAAUGCUUAGAGUUGAUUAAGAACACUAUUUUGUUUUCUUCUUUAUUUUCUUCUCUCUCUCUCUUUUUUUUCUUUUUCUUUUUUUUUUUUUUUUGCCAGUUUUGUUGGGGUCAGAGAGGUUUUGUUUUUGUUUACCAUAUCGUUGGUUUCAUGACAUUUAAACUCAUUGGACUACAAGGAUUAUGUAUUGACUUCAUCAGUUUGUUGCAAGUUACUAUUUAUAGAAAGAAGUCUACAGUGGCCACAAAUAAAUGCCAGAAUUGGGAUUGUCAGUGUUGAAUUAGCUCAGUUUGUGUGAAAAUUUCAGUUCUUCAUGCUUUGUUUUAGAAGACUUACUUUACCAAUAGCAUACUGUCAAAUUCCAGCCUAUGUUAUUGAAUAAAUAUGAGUGUCUCCAACAAAGUUUAUUUGUGAGAACAAAUCAUAUUAGGAAAGCAAAACAAAGAAGUUAGGUAUAGAAUUAAUUUAGACAUAAUGGCUGAUAGAUUUGUUCCCAUUUAUUUAUUUUAAAAAAUCUUCCACAUAGUAAUUGAAGCAUUUGACUGUUUUAAACUCUACAUAAUGUGUGAAAUUUGAUACAUGAUUAGAAUGGUCUAAAUGAAACUGAACUUUGAGCCCCAGUUUUUACAAAUUAAACUUUACCAUCCAUGGAUAAAUCCUCGAUUACUUAUUGAUCUUAGGUGCCUGCUCCAUAAUUGAUUUCACGUUUAUUGGGAUCCAAAUUUUUUUCAAGAUUCUUCUGAGCAUAUACAAAUUCAGGUUUUGGUGGGCUCUAAAAUGAGGAAUGUGACCUUUCAUGAAAUAUUCCCUUUGGAGUUGACAUGCAUGAAAACUUAUGAAAGCUUCAUAUUUGUUGCUAAAUUUGAAAAAAAAAACAGAAAUGAAAUGUUUUUCCCUUGCUACACAUUAAUAAUAAAAUUACAUGCAUAGGGAAUGCAUGAUAAAUCUCCAACACUAAACUUUAAUUAUUCACAUUAGGUGAAAUUUGAAAUUUUCUGGGUGACAAUACACUUGUAUGGUAGUUUUUCUCAUUUGAGAAAAUCAUUUGGGAGCUAAUAAUAUUUGUAAUUUGUGACCUUGUUGUAAUUGGGAAAAGUCACUAUUUUUCACAUGUGUAAGAUAAUUUGACCUUUAUUGAAUGUCAUUCAAUAUGCUGUGUCAUUAUGCUUGCUGUUUAAAAAAAGAUACUAAUCAGUCCCAUGCAAAUUAAUGCUAAACAUCAUCCUUUUGUACUUAUUAAAAUUAAUUUAAAUAUA